AAGUGACUGGAGAGUCAUUGUGGUAGAAAUCUGUUAGCGAUAUAGUGCACAUUCUAGUAUUAAGACUGAACUAUUUUUUUAAGUGAUGUGAUUUUGAUUCUAGGAGGUUUUUAAAAUAAUUUUUCAUUAAUUUAGUGAGUGGAAAGACGACGAAAGAUGGAAGAUCAGGUCACAAAAAAUAUCGCCACCUGAGCGUCAGUCAUGUCUCCCCGGACUAAAAUGAAAAUCCUGAAAAAUGGUAGUCGAAACCCUGUUCAUAUCAACCGCCCUUAAAACCAUCGGAAUUGUCGGUUCAACCCUCUGGAUCAUCCCUUUGAUUUUCGCUGGAAUUUCCUAUUACCACUACGACAAACUCGAUCCGGAAUCGCCCAUCAUCAACCGGAAAACACUCUACAAAGAGUACGACUUUGUAGUCGUUGGGGGUGGCUCAGCGGGGGCGGUUGUAGCCUCGCGCCUAUCCGAAAUCCCUUCCUGGAAUGUUCUCCUCCUUGAAGCCGGUCCGGACGAGAAUGAAAUUUCAGACGUUCCCUCAUUGGCUGCUUAUCUCCAAUUGUCGAAACUUGAUUGGACGUAUAAAACGGAACCUACAGGAAGGGCGUGUCUCGGGAUGAAAAAUGGGCGGUGCAAUUGGCCCAGAGGCAAGGUUUUGGGCGGGUCGAGUGUACUAAACUAUAUGUUAUAUGUUCGGGGGAAUCGACACGAUUAUGACCAAUGGGAGGCAAUGGGAAAUCAUGGCUGGAAUUACGAAAAUGUCCUCCAUUAUUUCAAAAAAUCGGAAGAUAACAGAAACCCGUAUUUGGCACGUACCAAAUAUCACAAUCAAGGGGGGUUAUUAACGGUUCAGGAAUCUCCAUGGAGGACUCCCUUAGUCCUGGCCUUUGUCCAAGCGGGUACCGAGCUUGGGUACCCCAAUAGAGACAUAAAUGGUGCCGAGCAAGCUGGUUUUAUGGUUGCUCAAGGUACCAUAAGACGUGGUUCCCGCUGCUCUACCGCCAAGGCUUUCCUCCGGCCUGUCAGACUCCGGAAAAACAUCCACAUCGCUCUAAACUCACACGUGACUCGAGUCCUAAUCAACCCAUCAACCAUGCGAGCCUUCGGGGUCGAAUUUGUCCGAAAUGGUCAUAAACAAAUCGUUUUAGCCCGGAAAGAAGUCAUAAUGAGUGCUGGCGCUAUUAACACUCCUCAAAUCCUCAUGUUAUCAGGGAUCGGCCCUCAACCCCAACUCUCAAAGUUCGGAAUCCCAGUCCUGAGGGAUCUCCCUGUUGGGGAGAACCUCCAGGACCAUGUUGGUAUGGGAGGAUUCACUUUUCUAGUCGACAAAUCCGUUUCCAUAGUCCAGGACAGAUUCCAGGCCUUCGCUAUGACCAUGCAAUACGUCAUGAACGCCAAAGGCCCAAUGACGACUCUUGGAGGUGUCGAAGGCCUCGCGUUCAUAAAUACCAAAUAUGGUAACCGUUCCUGGCCCGAUGUCCAAUUCCACAUGGCACCUGCGAGUAUCAAUUCGGACGCUGGAGUCCGAGUCCGGAAAGUUUUAGGCCUCACGGACCACCUCUACAACACUGUAUACCGCCCUAUAGCCAAUAAGGACGUCUUCACGCUUAUGCCCCUCCUCCUGAGGCCUAAAUCCCGCGGUUGGGUACGCCUCCAAAGCAAAAAUCCCUUCGUCCCGCCUGUAAUCAACGCCAACUAUUUCGAUGAUCCCAUCGAUAUUAAAAUAUUAGUUGAAGGGGCCAAAAUGGCAAUAAAAAUUGGAGAAGCUCAAGCUUUUAAGCAAUUUGGAGCAAGGGUGCAUAGAAUCAAGUUUCCAAACUGUAGGGAUUUCGAGUUUGGAAGUGAUGAGUAUUUGGAGUGCCAUAUAAGGACUAUUUCGAUGACGAUUUAUCAUCCAGUAGGGACGUGCAAGAUGGGGCCAAGUUGGGACAAGGAAGCUGUGGUCGAUCCCAGAUUGAAGGUGUAUGGAGUGGAGGGAUUGAGGGUGAUCGAUGCGUCUAUCAUGCCAACGAUUCCGAGCGGAAAUACAAACGCACCGGCUAUUAUGGUGGGGGAAAAAGGGGCGGAUUUGGUCAAAGAGGAUUGGUUGCAACGAUAGACUUUUAAAAAGUGAUAAUCUAGUUUUUGGUAUUAUUUAUACAUCGUUUUUCAUCCGUUCAUUCAUUUCACGCAUGUGCUAUACAUAAUUUUUUUCUACAACUACCUCAAUAUACAGAGUGGAAUUUUUAUCUGGAAUAAAAUUCAUAAUUUGAAUAUAAGCGAUUUUUGUAAAAAAUCCUGAAACAGGUCGGUUUUAAUUUUUCCUUGCACAUCAUUUGACACAUAUGGUUUUUGUUUAUCUGCUUUCUGAAAUGCACAGCCACCUAUAACUUUUUUUUUCACGUGUAAUGGUAUGAGAAGUGACACCUCGUUUGAAAGGGGAAUUUUAUGUACUAUUUAUUUUCUGAUUAUUUUCAAAGCCGACGUGAUAAAAAGUAAAACCAAUCUUAUAAGAUGAAUACUAUUUAAUGCAACAGAUAUUAAAAAUGGAUAUCGUCCUUUCCUGAGAAACUGCAAAAUUUUGCAUUUUGCAACAUUUCGAGUGUGAUUUGCGACAAAAUCGAAUAACAUUGAGGACCUUAGGGAACGUUUUAGGAAUAAAAUUAUGCAAAUCACCCGAAAUGUUGCAAAAGGUAAAAAAUGCGUGUUACUUUUGAUUUGCAAUUUGCCCGGAAAGGAACGUUGCCAAUUUUGGACAUUUAUUGCAUUAAUAGUAUUCAAGUUAAGAAUGUGUUCUUAUUGUUUUAUUACGUAGGCUUAGGAAAUAUUCAGAAAACAAAUGGUACGUUGUAUUGCUUGUGACGUGGGCUUUCAAAUGAGGUGUCACUUGUCAUCCCAUUACAUUUGAAAAAAAAAGUUAUAGGUGGCUAUGCAUUUCAGAGAGCAGAUAAACAAAAACCAUAUGUGUUAAAUGAUGCGCAUGGAAAAAUAAAAAUCGACCUGUUUCAGGAUUUUUCACAAAAAUCGCUUAUAUUUAAAUUAUAAAUUUUAUUCCAGUUAAAAAUUACACUUUGUAUGCUAAAAAUUAUAUAAGAGUACUUAUGAGAUGUUUUUCUGCUUUUGAGUAAUUAAACAUAGAUUUUAUUCGACAAAUAUUCAAAAUGUCACAAUGUAAACGGCUCUAGGAUGUUAUUAUAUGAUAUUUUUUCUACAACUGCAUAACUAUAUUUUUGAGCUUCGCAUUUGAACUUGUAAUUAAAAGUAAUUGGCUCUUUUUUAAAAUCUGCAACUAUAAUAUCUAUUUUUUUCUACGACUGACUUAAGUAGUCAAUGUAAAUACUUAAACAACUCAUAAAUCAUGCAAAUGCUUCUGAAUUCUUACGUUAAAGAUUAUUUCAACGUUAUUCACAAAUCUACAGGGUGUUAGAACUUGCGUCCCAGAGAAAAAUUUCAAGGAAUGUAAGAUACCAAGAGCAUAGAAAAAAUGUUUAAAAAAUUCUGUCAAAAAAUUUUGACUUUUUUUGACAUUUGACUAUGUUUUAUGUCUAUUUAAUG
This is a messenger RNA of Tribolium madens (black flour beetle), 3525 nucleotides long. RefSeq names its product glucose dehydrogenase [FAD, quinone]. The record is from RefSeq and is a predicted model, not a curated record. NCBI's taxonomy places the organism in Eukaryota, Metazoa, Arthropoda, Insecta, Coleoptera, Tenebrionidae. The transcript is spliced from 3 exons. The coding region runs from base 236 to 2089 and encodes 617 amino acids. Gene Ontology annotation, molecular function: flavin adenine dinucleotide binding; oxidoreductase activity, acting on CH-OH group of donors.